Ceratotherium simum simum (southern white rhinoceros) is the source of this 1106-nucleotide messenger RNA. It is a transcript of the gene NXPH4, whose product is annotated as neurexophilin 4. Gene Ontology annotation, molecular function: signaling receptor binding. Lineage: Eukaryota; Metazoa; Chordata; Mammalia; Perissodactyla; Rhinocerotidae. The record is from RefSeq and is a predicted model, not a curated record.
GCCCCGCUCGGCCGCCCGCGAAGAUGCGGCUGCUCCCGGAAUGGCUUCUCUUGCUCUUUGGCCCGUGGCUCCUGAGGAAGGCUGUGAGUUCCCAGAUCUCAGAGUCCGGGAGGCCGCAGUACCUGGAGCUGCGCCCCGGCGCGGCCGGAGGGGGCGCUGCUGGCCCACAGGUCCGGGCGCCCAGGUCUUCCGACGGCCUGGGCUCCGCGGGCGCCUGGAGCUGGGCCUGGCCGGCUAACCACACCGGGGCCCUUGCCCGGGCGGGGGCGGCGGGGGCGCUGCCGGCGCAGCGCACCAAGAGGAAGCCGUCCAUCAAAGCGGCCCGCGCCAAAAAGAUCUUCGGCUGGGGGGACUUCUACUUCCGGGUGCACACCCUCAAGUUCUCCCUGCUGGUGACCGGCAAGAUCGUGGACCACGUGAACGGGACCUUCAGCGUGUACUUCCGCCACAACUCGUCCAGCCUGGGCAAUCUCAGCGUCAGUAUCGUGCCGCCCUCCAAGCGGGUCGAGUUUGGGGGCGUCUGGCUGCCAGGGCCCGUCCCCCACUCUCUGCAAUCUACACUGGCCCUGGAGGGAGUGCUCCCCGGGCUGGGGAUCGCGGCCGCGGGGCCGGGGCUAGGGGGCACCCUCGGGGGCGCGCUGGCGGGCCCUCUCGGGGGCGCGCUGGGGGUGCCUGGGGCCAAAGAGUCCCGCGCUUUCAAUUGCCACGUGGAGUACGAGAAGACGAACCGCGCGCGCAAGCACCGCCCGUGCCUGUACGACCCGUCGCAAGUGUGCUUCACCGAGCACACGCAGAGCCAGGCCGCCUGGCUGUGUGCCAAGCCCUUCAAAGUCAUCUGCAUCUUCGUCUCCUUCCUCAGCUUUGACUACAAACUGGUGCAGAAGGUGUGCCCAGACUAUAACUUCCAGAGCGAGCACCCCUACUUUGGAUAGCGCGCCCCACCCUCGCCCCGGCCCUGAGAGCCCCGCCCAAUCUCGGCCUCCCUGAGUGGGACCCCUCCCCGCGCCCCGCAGCUUCUGUGGCCGCGUCCACCCUUUCCACUCCGGGGGCGGAAGGGAACAGCCCUCCCGGGGACCGUCUGCCGGCGCGGGUCCCCUUUUCCUUAC